AUGAAAGUGAAAGUGUCGCACACUCCAGCUUCACCCAAUUACUCUCCAGCUUCACCCAAUUACGUUCCAGCUUCGCCUAAUUACGUUCCAGAUUCACCUAAUUACGUUCCAGAUUCACCCAAUUACUCUCCAGAUUCACCUAAUUAUCCUCCAGCUUCACCUAAUUAUCCUCCAGCUUCACCUAAUUACACUCCUGAUUCACCUAAUUACUCUCCAGCUUCACCUG
Molecule: messenger RNA, 226 nt
Organism: Racocetra persica
Lineage: Eukaryota; Fungi; Glomeromycota; Glomeromycetes; Diversisporales; Gigasporaceae
Source: the annotation of a GenBank genome assembly